Messenger RNA from Kwoniella shivajii, 357 nucleotides. RefSeq lists its product as uncharacterized. Bases 1 to 357 code for a protein of 118 amino acids. The record is from RefSeq and is a predicted model, not a curated record. Lineage: Eukaryota; Fungi; Basidiomycota; Tremellomycetes; Tremellales; Cryptococcaceae. The transcript is spliced from 2 exons.
AUGUCUACUCAAGAAGGUGUCCUCCAAAUAUCAUCAGAUCCAACUAUCAUCCUCACUCAGAUGAUGAAUCAGAUGAAUGAUGAUUUUGCCCGACGAAGGAGAGUAUAUGAUCUGUUGAUAUUAGCCAUCGGAGUAGCAAUUGGAAUUUUACUUUACUCAUUAGCACAUGAUCUUAUAAUCCAUCCAGAAGGUUGCGCCUUGUCACCUCUUGACCGUGAAGAUGAUCAAUGGGAUCUCGAAAAGCAAUCUUCGAAAGUUACUCGCAACAACCUGCAGUCUAAAGAGUCGAAGACAUCAAAAGGAUCGGAAAAAGAAGAAAAGAAAUAUAUGCUGAUUGAUAUUAGUGAAAAGGUUUGA